UAAAACGAGGCGGGGGGAGGGGGGCGCGGUCGCGCGCGAGGGGGCGUGUGAGGGGGAGCGCGAGCGGGCAACGGCCGCCAACCGCCGUCAGUAGGCAACCGCCGCGCCCGCAGCCCCUUGCCGCCCUCUCGUUGGGGCUUGCUCGCUCCCUGCCUCCCGCGCUCCGCGUUGCGAAAGCCGGGUCCCUUGUAGCGGGCGCGGGGGCCGCCGCCGGCGGUAGCUCUUCCUCGUCGCGGUGUCCCGUGGGCUGCGCGCUGCAUGGAGCUGUCGGCCAUCGGGGAGCAGGUGUUCGCCGUGGAGAGCAUCCGGAAGAAGCGCGUGCGGAAGGGUAAAGUAGAAUACCUGGUGAAGUGGAAAGGAUGGCCCCCAAAAUACAGCACAUGGGAGCCAGAGGAUCAUAUCUUGGACCCUCGCCUGGUAGUGGCUUAUGAAGAAAAAGAAGAGAGAGACCGUGCUUCAGGGUACAGGAAAAGAGGUCCCAAACCAAAGCGCCUCCUACUGCAGCGGCUGUAUGGCAUGGACUUGAGGAGUGCACACAAGGGAAAGGAGAAGCUCUGUUUCUCUCUUGCACGGAGGUUUGGAGGAGGAGACAGCAGCCUGCCAGGGGCCAAGCCAGGGCAGGCAGAGUUCUCGGAGAAGACUGGGGGAACGGUCCUGCCAUUCUCUCUCAGAAAGCAACGCAAAAACCAGAAGUACCUGCGAUUGUCAAGGAAGAAGUUCCCACGCAUGACAAGCCUGGAGAGUCGAAACUGCAGACGUGAGUUCUUCCUGAAUGAUGCGGUGGGUCUGGAAGCCAGGCAAGGCCCUGAGGACUGGGAGGCCAUGCAGCACACCAGCAAAGAAGCAGAUGUGGAUGGCAGUCUCCCCUGGAUCCCCACUGUGCCCCCCAGCGAAGUGACAGUGACGGACAUCACGGCAAACUCCAUUACCGUCACCUUCAGAGAAGCACAAGUGGCUGAGGGCUUCUUCCGAGACCGGAGUGCACAGUUUUGAAUCUCCAUUUUCAGUGCUCCUAAAAUCCAGUGCUUUUAGGGUGGGGCUAGGGAAGGGUUAUUAUAUCCUUUAAGAAAAAAAUCCAAAAUGUCUCCCCUUAAAAUGUUUACAGAGACCUUCAAUUUUUUUUCUUUUCUCUUUUUUUUUUCCCAUUUCAGAUACGCAAAAACAAAGGGCAGUGUAGCAGGUGUGUGUUUGUCAUUGCUUUGUCCAUCUGAAAAACUGACAGCCCUUUAACUGGCAAGGACUUCUCUCCUAGAUGUGAAAGCAGCAAGCUGAACAAUUCGCCUUUCAUCCUGUUAAGUGGCAGCAGCUGCAUUUGUGGGGAGAGGGCAUGUGGAGGUGGAAAAGAGUUGGAUCUGUAGCUUGCCGCCCUGUUCUGCAAUUGAUAUCCCUUGGAUAAAGAUACUUCUCUGCAUUGCUCUUCCCACCUUCCUCCUCCCUCUCUUCCUGCAGCAGUGAGAGGCGAUGGAUCCUACCUGUGUAGAUAACUCCAGUCUGUUAAGGCUUUGUCCCCAGUGCUGUUUCACCUGUAGCCUGCUGUCAGGACUUCAGAGCCAUAUUUGCCUGACUGUGGUAAGUAAGUCUUUACAGCACAGGUCCAUGUAAAGUGCAGAGGUUUCUCCAUUUGAUUGUUGAUCAUGCAGGGGGAGACCGAAAUGUGUCUCUGAAGUCUAGAUUGGCUAUGCAGAUUGAAUUUACCCUCAUUAAAAGCUCAGAAAUGCAGCACAGUUGAGACUAUACCGUCUGUGUAUGCAAAACAGGAUUUCAAGCUUUGUCUGUGCUGUGUGAGAAAAUGCAGUAUGGAAAGUGGGGUGUUCUUACCCUUUGCUAAAUUCAGUAUUAAUAACGAAUGAUGUCCUGAAUCUGUGGUAAUAAGUUAGUUGAAAACUGACUCCUCUUCCCUGGGAGGAGGGGCUCAUAGGAGGACUAAAGCAUUGCCUGGCACUGCAAAGAUAUCCAAGAUAUUGGCAUAGGCCCAGGACAGAGGAAUUUGAUAGAACUGAACUGGAAAUGGACCUUGAUUAGCAGCAAUUCUGUUCUUGGAUCACAUUGAGAGGCCCAAGGUAAAAAGCAUGUGGGGAAGGCAUGUAUUAGACUUUAGGAAGGGAAAAAAAUUCUUAAUUCUUAACAGUGAGAAUUCUUGGAUUGUACCAUCUAAGUAAUAUUCUUCCAUGACUCCAGUCUCCUCACAGUAUCUGUGAUUCUGUACUACUUAACCGAUGGGAACUUCCCCUUGGAAAGUUUAAAAAUCUUUGCCAAGGAAAGUGGUCUGCAUUUCAAUAGAACUUGCCUGAUCUUGCACUUAAAAAUGCCUUGUGCUGGACUGCCUGUGACACUUAGAGGUUUCUGAAGAAUUUCUGUAUUUUGAGUUGGUAAUUUAGCAUCUGUUCUUGCACAUGUGUAUCCUCUUCCCUUUUCUUUUUAAUCAGAUCUUAUUUAAAUAACUUAAAUUUUUAAAUAUAGAUCUCUUCCUAUGGAAAGCAAGAAAGGUAAGCUAGAUCUUAAGGUGGGACCUGCAGGACAGAGUGCUACAGGGCAACAUUGGCUACCGUCAUAAUUAUCUUCAUAUCCGUUGUUUCCUUUCACUGCUCCACUUCCAGCAUCUUUUAUCUGCUGCAUUUAUGCUAUAUGAAGUUAUGAGCCUGCUGAGCCCUAAGGUAAAGACACCUGUGGAAAUCCUUAAUGUGAGCUCUGCAGCAGCUCCUCUGAAGGGCUUCGCUCCCGGCCUGCAGAAUUUGGGAGCUCUGGGGCUUCUGGUACAACAAACAUCUGCUUUUUGCAAAGUGCUUGGCAGCCCCUGAGCCUUUUUAGUAAAAGUAGGUUUUACCUUAAAUAGCGUGUGCAGCUCAGUGUAGGCUUAAGAUUUACCCUUCUGUCUCAAAGCUGUUUAUAAAGGACUGUCUGUCACUGUGUGACAACAGCUUCAGGACCACUGGGUAGAUCCUGAAUUUCAGGACAAACCUUUUGUUUGCUGAAGUACAUACAGAGGAAGUGAUAUGGGAGUCUUAUUACGGAGAAAUCUGAGAGAGUGAAAAGUGGAGCACAUUGUGUGGGGGGGUUUCUUUUUUGGAGGAGGGGUGUUAUUUUUUUUUUUUAAUGUGGUGGGAGGAAGAGUGAGUGGGAAAGAAGUUCAGAAUAGCUAUCAAGGGCAAAUUGAUGAAGUAAGUGUAUAGGCCCAGGAUGUUUGUUGAAUGUGGGUGUCUGGAACUAGGCUUCUGUAUCUGGAGUUGCAUCAUAUAAGUGGGAUCACCCUCUUCUGCAGGGAUUGGAGUCACACAGUGUCCUGCCAGCUGCUCACACACACCUGCAAAAUGUGCUGAAUAUCUGCAUCUCUCUUUUGUUUGGUGUGACCAGUAGAAACUAAGCAUGCCUGCUCAUCAGGAUGACAGCAGUUUGUGUGGUUAUGGUUGCAGAAGCCUAAUACUUUAGCUUAAUUUUGAAAAGUCUUGAACUCAGCUCCUUCUGCUAAAUCCUUAUGGCAUUUACAGGGUCUGCUUUCUUUAUUCUAAUACAGUUACCAUCAUGUUUGUUCUGUCCUCAGCUCAGUGCACAAAUACAGCAAAAAAAAAAAAAAAACCACCUUAUUUACUAAUGUUCAUCGCUUUGGCUGAAGUCAGAAGCAAUACCAAUCCUGUGGCAGGAAUGAAGAGCUUGUCCUAGUAACUGGAUUUCCAUCCUGUGCUUUUUCUCUCCACUCACCAGCUGAGACUUCUCAAUGUUUUGUUUUGGCACUUCUCUUUAAAUAUCUUUUCUUCCUCUUAGAGUGGAGUUUUCAAAAACCUGUGGUGCUCUUAAAAGAGGAUCCGCCCACAGCUUCAUAUCUUAAUCACUUUUUGGAUCAGGCUAGCUUGUGUUCUUUUGGUGACUAAUAAAUCAUCUCCUGACAUGAAGUGUUAAACAGAGUCCCGUGGUACCAUGCUGCUUUGUGUACAGGUCAGUGAGGAGUUAACCCUUAUCGGUUGAGAUGCAACAAGUUGCAUGUGCGUAGGUUGGGUUUUUGUGAAGAGGAUUUUGUGGUAGGAAACUAAGCAGUUACUUGGUGUAUGUGUUUUUUCUUUUUUUCUUUUUACAUUCAUGAACAGCAACUCUUGCCUAUCUUAAAGAUCUUUUGAAAAGAUUUUUCUCAUGGUCUUUUUAAAAUGUGGCUUACUUCUGUACUGGCUGGUGACAUAUCAUUGUAGACUCCCUUGGUGGAGCUGGUCUUCAGGGACUUUAAAAUCAGCUUUAUUCCACUUCUAUAAGUGUAGAGAUGCAUGGGGUUUUUUUGCUUUUGGGGGCAGGAGAGGUUGUCUGAGUUUACUUGUCCCUUCUCCCCAAUCCUGUCCUUUCCAUCUGCAUGUUCAACCCAAAAACUGAAAAUUGAACUGGACCUCUUUGGCUAACAUAUCGUGAAAAUCUGAUGCUGUGCUUGGAGCUUCGUUAAGUGUUCCGUUUGAUUAGAAGAGCCAAAAUAGCAUCCAGCUGAAGCAGAGUUUAAUAAUUCUAUUUGAAGCACAAGCCAAGAAUAGAAUCAAGCUAACUCUCCCAUACCUCAUUUGGCUCCAUGGGCUGUAAACAAGGAAAACAAACUUCAGCCAGUGGAUAUUACUGAACUGUACGCAAGAAACAAACUUCUUGAAGAACUGUUCUGACAGUCAUUCUUCAGAACUGCUUCCACGUGAGAAUGAAUUUACCAGCCUUGUUUUGGGGGACAGAAGCUUGUACUUCAUACACCUUGCAGUAAAUUCACUGUAUGUGGUACGACAGAACUGAGGGGCCUUAUCAGAUCAGGAAACCUUUGUUGUUAAUGCUGUGUUAAAAAUCGGAAAGCACAGGCUUUGUUCCUGGCUGGUUAUAAACUAGGUGUUAUUGCUCUGAUAUUUGUAAGUGAUGCCUUGGAACAGCAAGUUUUAACACGCAAAUAGUGGCAUUAAGCAGCUUCAUAGCUCCUGCAUGCUCCUUAUUGUCUUGCAUUUGCUUGGGGGCCCUUCUGCUCAUGAAGUCAGCCCAAGGUGUUUUUUCUCAAGCACAGCCAGAAUAUUAUUGUGAGAACACCCAAAUGCAGUUCCAUUUGCCAAAAUAAACCCAAAUUUGUUAGUGAAUUGACCCUUGCUUACGUCAGAGCCUCAGACAGAAAGAAGCCUGUUGAGAAAUGAAUGGCUUUUUUUUUUUUUUUUUUUUUUUUUUUGGUAGUUAGUGUUGUGAAACUGUCUAGAAUUGUUCUUCUGGUGUUUUGUGACUGAAUGUGUAAAAUUGUUUGUUCACCUCACGGGGGGUCCUUGGCCCCAGUACUUUUUCCUGCUCUAUGCCAGCUAGUGUUGUUUGGUUUUGCUGGAAUAGAGAGGGGAGGCCUUGCAUAGCUCAAAAAAUAGGCAGGGUGGCUCAUGCAAGACCCUCAGUAGUAGCCACAACAGAGGGCCAGGGUGGGGAAGACAGCACUGAGGGUUGUUAGCCACAUCUAGGUAUUUGAGCUAAAGUUAAAUCUACUACCACCUCUCCACCCCUUCCUCUCCUCUCAAGCUUUCAGUCUGUGCUUUCUGAAGCUGGGAAGGUGGGGGGGGGGGGGGAAAAAAAACCACUCUUUUUCUAAAACUAAGUGAUAGCUGCCUCUCUUCUGUUCCUCCCCUGCUUACAUGUCCUGCAGCCUGAGUAAAAGAGGGCAGUGAAACUUUGUAGGAAAACAGUAGGGGCAGCUCUGCUUGUCUGGGGGAAGGCAGGGAAAGAGUUGGUACUCCAGGCCCAAGAGCCACUCUUGCUAGGCUGUUGAGGACAGGCCUUUGGGUGAGCUGUUCGGAAGAAGGCAUGUUAUUAGUGCAAGUAACUUGUAGUGAAACUCCAGGCCCGUCUGGGACCUCAAGGGGAAAAAAAUACCGUGAUUAAAAAGAAAUGCUGAGGUGAUAAACUGAAACUUUUUUUUAAAUGUUUUUGAUGCUGGUGUUAACUGCCAUCCAUCAAGGCCCAGUUCAGUUGCUAGCGAUCACAUUAAGGCAGCCUGUUCUUUUCAGGCUGUGAGUGCUUUUCUCUUGGCUGUGGAUUUGCCUUAGUCUCCAAGAAGAUGAGGAAAAUUAAACAAUGGGGGUUGGGAAGAGUCAAUAUAAGGAGAGGAGACCAGUGGGGAAUAGAAUUGGGCCAUGUUUAGCCACUAUUCAAAUGCAGGCUCUUCUGCUCACAAACCUGUGACCCCUGGCAUCAGUGAUGGUGUAUUGGUGCCUCCGAGUGAUCAAUGGAUGGAUGCCCCUCUGAGUUUUGAGUGGGCCAUGUGGGGAGGAGGCACUCAUAUAACUGCCUUUCACAGUGGGAAAGCAAGGGAGGUAGAUAUGUGUAAACACCUUAUAUAGGUUAACUUUUGCACAGGAAUAUAUAACAUUGGCGAAUACAGGUAAAGGAAUGUCUCUCUUUCUUCUUGUCCUCAAAACAGUUGUCCCCAAGGGCAUGGCAAAUUUGUUUUGAGAUAAUAGUUUAUGAUCAAGAGACCAUGUUGUCCUUUGCCAACUGAGCUUGACUGCCAGGGAGCUGAACUUACAGUCCUUGCAGAGAAAGUGUGAAUGUUCUGGGUGUUGAUCCACGUGGAUUCCACCCAAGAAGUUGGUUAAGAUGGAAAUACCUUUGAAACCAUCCUACAGGUGAGCCCUUGCAAAAAAGCAGCACCAGUACAAUCGAAGGGUAGCAGUUGUGGGACCAAGAGUCAGAAAGAGACAGAGAAGCAAUCACUUAAAAUUGAAUUUUAAUUCUUCCCUAUAACAAGUACUUCCUUGAGGGAUGACCCCUUUCUCUCUUCCAGACCUUGUUCCCUUGCACCCUUAAUUUCUUAAAGUACAGUGGCUUAGCAGAGAGGGGACAGGUUGGGUAACGAAGUUGUAAAGAGGAGCAGAGCUCAGUGGAAGUUGUUAAUAGCUGGUAAAGGGGAGAUAGAUUGCUACCAAGUUGAGGUGAGUAGAAACUUAGUGCUGGUCAUCCACAGUGUGUUGCAGACAUCUGGGAAUGCCAACUUGAUGCUGAAGGGGAGAGCUCAUAAGACUGUUCAGAACUCUGUCCCAGCUUAUCUCACUAUUGGUGUAGCAGAAUUUUGAUUGGGAGGGGGAUUUGGGAGGAAGAGGAGGAAAGUCCUUUAUUAUUAUUUUUUAACCAGAAAAUGUAGUGUCAGCACAAAGAAGCUCUUUGCAAAUCUGUCAAAAUGUUAAGCUGCUUUUUUGGCUUUUGAAUCUGAAGUAUGUUUUGAAGCACUUUGAAAAUGCAAAGCACUAGGAGUGCUAAAUACUCCUUAUCGUCUUUCUAAAAGUGGCAUUUGAAAAGCAAAAGAUGCAUCUGUUUCAGGCUUCUGGCUGUUCCUUAUCACGUUUCCAAAGCUGCGACCAGGCCCUUUGCUUCCCUCCCAUGGCUGAAGGGGUAGUUUGCUCCAGCCAUGCCAAGUGAAGGAGGGCUCUCCGAGGGAGGAGAGGAGACUUGCAGAAUCCCUAAUUCACCUUCAGGGUUCAUGCUGGCAUUCUCCUUCUUCCCCUCCCCACUCCCUUUGAGAAGAGGGGAAAAUGAAGUUCAGUUUUUGUUUUAGUGGUCCUAGUCUGGAACUAUGACCACAUCUUCCAGCUCUGGAGACAUCUUUUUCAUUUCAUCUCUAAUGAAUUGCACCUUAUUAGCUUGCUUGAGGAACGGAGAGAGAACCUGUCCAUUCACAGGGAAUGGAGUAAGGAAAGGAGGGUGAACCAGAAGCUGUCUUCAGUAGCUGUUGGAUUCUUCCAAAGUCUGUUUUCUCACCUUAUCUCCAACAAAAUGGCAAUGAAAGAAUGGGGAAAAAAAUAGUCGAGGUUUUUAUCUUGCAUGUCUAAAGAACCUUCUGAACAAGCUAAGAUGAAAGUAUUUUUUUUCCUCGCCUAGCAAGCUCCAUAGCUGGAGGAACCCAGUUCUCUUGCUGGGUCUUCAGCACUAGCCUUUUUCCCCCGUUUUAUACACAUCAGUUUGGACUCUUUUAUGCACUCUGACUCAUCUAAUUUGGUAUGCUUCCUUUCUGUUGGGGGGAGAAGGUGGGGGAUAGGGUCAGUUGGGAGUAAGGGUCCCCAAUUUUUGUUCUUGUCUCUUCAGUUGUUGCUGUUGUUUUGUCAGCACGCUAGAGUAUCUGAGUCUUUGCACAAAGAAAGCUUCCUUUUGCACAGAAUGAGCUUCUAGCUUUUGUACAGACUAAUUGAAUGUAUUUGGGGAAGGGGGGGGGGGGAAAUAGGGAGCAAACCAAUUCCAAACAAACCAAUCAGAGUAUAAUGCCUUUUCUGAGCAAGUGUGUAUUGUAAAUGGAGGUUGUAAUAGCAAAGGGAGGGCAGGCUCAAGUAUAAUUUGACACAAAGUGUGGUUUUAUUUUUGUACUGAUAUGGAUAAGAGACUGUACAGCAUCUAUUUAUUUAGAUGAUUUAUGUGGUAAAUGUUGCAAACAAGAUUAUUAAAAUAUUAAAUGAGAACUGACAUUUA
Molecule: messenger RNA, 8430 nt
Organism: Dromaius novaehollandiae (emu)
Lineage: Eukaryota; Metazoa; Chordata; Aves; Casuariiformes; Dromaiidae
Gene: CBX7
Product: chromobox 7
Exons: 6
Coding region: 259-993 (244 amino acids)
Biological process (GO): negative regulation of transcription by RNA polymerase II
Cellular component (GO): PRC1 complex
Source: RefSeq, a predicted model, not a curated record